This is a messenger RNA of Botrytis byssoidea, 600 nucleotides long. RefSeq lists its product as uncharacterized. The record is from RefSeq and is a predicted model, not a curated record. The coding region runs from base 1 to 600 and encodes 199 amino acids. The transcript has 2 exons. Gene Ontology annotation, biological process: regulation of actin filament polymerization; Arp2/3 complex-mediated actin nucleation. Lineage: Eukaryota; Fungi; Ascomycota; Leotiomycetes; Helotiales; Sclerotiniaceae. Gene Ontology annotation, cellular component: actin cytoskeleton; Arp2/3 protein complex; cytoplasm. Gene Ontology annotation, molecular function: actin filament binding.
AUGUCUAUCAUCCAGCAAGUAUCCAACGCCACUCUCUCCGACAAUUGGCGCACCAUCAACAUCGACGCUCUUGAUCCCGAUUCCUCCACCAACUUCGAUAUCUCCACUCUCUCCGCCCAGUUUCCCCCUGUCUCCGAUGCCGAUAUCCGUAAUCUAGCUCAGCAGGUACGCCAAUUGCUUCGAGGAGGAGAUGCAGAGGGUGCUCUUCGGGGCGCGCUUGAAAAUGCUCCAUAUGGAAGUAGUGAUUCCGUGAAGGAGGUGCAUUUGGGUACUGUGAUGGAAGUUUUGCAGAGUAUCAAAGCGAGCGAGAUGACGCCAUUGUUGAAGAGAGUUAUGGCUAGUGAGGGGGGUGGAGAUGCGUUGGAUUGUUUGAUGAAAUAUUUAUAUAAGGGAAUGGAAUCCAAGGCAAAUGCAAGCUCGAGUAAACUUACACCUCAAAGUACUGGUGGCUUCUCACAAAUUGGAGGUGGAAGACCAGGAGCACAGAAUGAAAGUAGCGGUUCUUCAAUGAGUGUGUUGCUCAGUUGGCAUGAGAAGGUUGUGGAUGUUGCGGGACUAGGAUGUGUAGGAAGAUGCAUGACUGAUUGGAGAAAAGUAUAA